Messenger RNA from Astrephomene gubernaculifera, 854 nucleotides. The record is from the annotation of a GenBank genome assembly. NCBI's taxonomy places the organism in Eukaryota, Viridiplantae, Chlorophyta, Chlorophyceae, Chlamydomonadales, Astrephomenaceae.
AGUGGCUGGCAGGGGAGAUGGGGCCGCAGGAGUUCACGGCUCGCGCCGGCAGCGGCCCCAGCCCCUACCUGCCGCCCAGCCGCCGGGGUGACCUGGCCACGCUGCGCUGUCUGCGCCGCCUGGGCUGGCCGCUGGGGGCUGCGCUGUUUACGGAGGCGGUGCGGGGCGGGUCGCCGCUGGGGGUGCUGGGCUGGCUGCUGCAGGAGGGGUGCCCGGUGGAUUGGGAGGGCGCGAUGACGGCAGCGAGCGGGAGCAGCGAGGAGGUGAAGGCAUGGCUGAGGGAGCAGCGGGGGAGGGAGGGGGAGGAGCGGGGGAAGAAGGAGGAGAAGAAGGAGGACAGGCUGGAGGAGGAGUUGGAGGGGUUGUGGAGGGCUUGAUGGGGAGGGAGCGGAAGGCUGCGUGCGGGGCUGAUAGAGAAGACAGGGCGGUGAGGUUAGGGAGGGAGAAGCCUUCAACGGGCCGUUGUCUUCGGGAAACGGAAUUACUAUUGCAGUUGCGUACGGUAGCGCAGUAUGCUCCUAGCUCCUGUGCCGUGGUAAGUGUAUGCCGGGGCAAAGGGGAGCUGCGCGUGCAGCAGGUGAUACAACUUUGGAGAAGAGGCACACAUGCGUUUGAGAUUGAGGAUGGUGCCCAGGAGUGGAGUACUGGUGUGUAGGCAGCCUUCGGCAGUGCUGCAGGCACCUCUGCUGGAAGGACGCUUCCCCGUUGGCAGGAGCUGUCUUAAGAUAACUGGUCGCGAGGCGGAACGUACUGCGAUUGCUGGAGCUGUGUCAAAGUUCCGUAUAGAUACUCUUCGCGUUGCCUGUGUUUUGCAGCGCGAUGUGUUUCUGACCUGUAGGGUCGAAAGAGUGCGA